Molecule: messenger RNA, 4126 nt
Organism: Microcebus murinus (gray mouse lemur)
Lineage: Eukaryota; Metazoa; Chordata; Mammalia; Primates; Cheirogaleidae
Gene: ACOX3
Product: acyl-CoA oxidase 3, pristanoyl
Biological process (GO): lipid homeostasis; fatty acid beta-oxidation using acyl-CoA oxidase
Cellular component (GO): peroxisome
Molecular function (GO): fatty acid binding; FAD binding; pristanoyl-CoA oxidase activity
Source: RefSeq, a predicted model, not a curated record
GCGGCCGAGUCCGGCCACGCCCACCGGGCGGACGCAGGCGGAGUGGUGCCACAGGGAGCCAGCUGGUUAUCGCUCUGCGGGAAGCUGUCGCGGCCGGAUAGAUUUCCACUGCGUUCUGCCGUGCGCGCUGGACGGUUGGUGACAAGCAAUGGUGCCCACUUUGGAAGGAAGCCCUGAUGCUCUGUUCCCAGAUUUCCCCAAAGGACCCCUCCACGCCUACCGAGCAAGAGCCUCCUUCAGCUGGAAGGAGCUGUCACUAUUCCUGGAAGGCGAGGACACGCUCCGCUUUAAGAAAACCGUCUUCUCAGCUUUGGAGAGCGAUCCUCUCUUUGCCCGUUCCCAUGGCACCCAUCUGUCCUUGGAGAAGUACCGAGAGCUGAACUUCCUUCGCUGCAGGCGGAUCUUCGAGUACGAAUUCCUCAGCGUGGAAGACAUGUUUAGGAGCCCUCUGAAAAUGCUGGCGUUCACUCACUGCCUGGGCAUGUAUGACUGGUCCCUGGCUGCCAAAUACUUCCUCCACACCAUGGCUUUUGGAUCAGCAAUUUACAACUCUGGUUCUGAAAGGCAUUUCGAAUAUAUUCAGAAGGUCUUCAGUAUGGAGAUUUUUGGAUGUUUUGCCCUGACCGAAGUAAGCCACGGGAGCAAUACCAAGGCCAUUAGGACGACUGCUCACUACGACCCUGCCACAGAGGAAUUCAUCAUACAUUCCCCUGAUUUCGAAGCUGCCAAAUUUUGGGUUGGCAACAUGGGCAAGACUGCCACUCAUGCGGUGGUGUUUGCGCAGCUGUACUUGCCGGGAGGCCAGUGCCACGGGCUGCAUUCCUUUGUCGUGCAGAUUCGGGACCCAAAGACCCUCCUUCCCAUGCCAGGGGUGAUGGUCGGCGACAUGGGGAAGAAACUCGGGCAGAACGGACUGGAUAACGGGUUCGCCAUGUUCCACCAGGUGCGCAUUCCUCGCCAGAACCUCCUGAACCGCGCUGGAGACGUCACCCCUGAUGGCACCUACCUUAGCCCCUUCCAGGACGCCAGACAGCGCUUUGGAGCGUCCCUGGGCAGCUUGUCCGUGGGUCGAGUCUCCAUCAUGUGCAUGGCUGUCGCUAACUUGCAACUGGCCGUGUCCAUAGCUCUUCGUUUCUCAGCCACUCGGCGGCAGUUUGGCCCAACGCAGGAGGAAGAAAUACCAGUACUAGAGUAUCAAUUGCAGCAAUGGCGCUUGCUUCCCUACCUGGCGGCUGCCUACGCCUUACACUACUUCUCCAAGUCACUCUUCCUGGACCUGGCGGAGCUGCAGCGGGGCCUUCUGGGAGGAGACCGCAGUGCCAGGCAGGCAGAAUUUGGACAUGAGAUCCACGCUCUGGCAUCGGCUGGCAAGCCCCUGGCCUCGUGGACGGCCCAGCAAGGAAUUCAGGAAUGCCGGGAGGCGUGUGGAGGACACGGCUAUCUAGCUAUGAACCGGCUGGGGGUCCUCAGAGAUGACAACGACCCAAACUGCACGUAUGAGGGCGACAACAACGUCCUGCUGCAGCAGACGAGCAACUACCUUCUGGGGCUCCUGGCACGCCGGGACCAAGGUGGAGCUCGCCUCCAGAGCCCUCUGAAGACGGUGGACUUUCUAGAAGCCUAUCCUGACAUCCUUGGCCAGAGGUUCACGGGAUCCAGCUUUGCCGACUGCCUGGACUCUGCAGUCCCCUUGGCAGCGUACAAGUGGUUGGUUUGUUACCUGCUCCGAGAGAGUUAUCAAAAAUUAAAUCAAGAGAAAAGAUCAGGAAGCAAUGACUUUGAAGCAAGGAACAACUGCCAGGUGUACUACUGCCGCUCCUUGGCGCUGGCGUUCAUGGAGCUCACAGUGGUGCAGAGGUUCCACGAGUACACGCACCAGCCGGGCGUGCCGCCCUCGCUGCGGCCCGUGCUGGGCCGGCUCAGCGCCCUGUAUGCCCUGUGGUCCCUGAGCCGGCACACGGCCGUGCUCUACCAAGGUGGAUACUUCUCCGGCCCGCAGGCAGGUAAAGUGGUGGAGAGCGCCAUCCUGACCCUGUGUUCCCAGCUGAAAGAUGAUGCAGUUGCCCUGGUAGACGUGAUUGCUCCUCCUGACUUUGUUCUGGACUCACCCAUUGGCAGAGCCGACGGAGAGCUCUACAAGAACCUCUGGGGCGCAGUCCUCCAAGAGAGCAGCGUGCUGGAGCGGGGGUCCUGGUGGGCCGAGUUCUCCCACAACAAACCCGUCUUAGGAAGCUUGAAACCAAAGCUGUAGUCGCAACAGCACACAUUCAGCUAAAUCUAAUUAAGCUAAUUGAACUAAUUAAUUCAUGGGCGUCAAACUCAAGUUCCAGAAGACACCAGAAAUUUCCGCUGCUUCCUGCACAUGCGCCUCUAUGCUUUGUCCACUGCCUGGCUCCUCCCUGCAGAGGUGACCAGAGGUGGUCUCCGGAGGGCUGACCUGGGAUCCUUUGGCUUCGGGGAGCACUUAGGGAGCAACUUGGAUGGUCACAUCUUCCUGAUGAACUGCAGGACUUGUGAUAACUAGAAUUCUGCAUGCUCGAUCUUCAGAUGCAGCUGCCCGAGACAUAGCAGACUGCUCAUAAUUGGGGGUUUUCUGCUCUGACGACUCUGCAGAGCUCCGCUUCGCUGAGGAGCUGGGAACGAUUCUCUGUAGGCUCCACUUUCACUUUAUCAUGUAAUCAAAUUAUAACCUAUUUGCACAAAGACCAAAUGCCAUAGUUUAAGAUUUUUAAGGGGGGAAAAUCUAUUUUAAUACUUUUUUUGUGGAACUGAAAGUUUCCAUCGAGGAAAUGUUUCCAAAGAAAAAAUGAGUAAUGAUUUGAAUGUCUGGACAAUUCAGUCUCCAACCUCCCAAUUGUACACAAAUUACUUUACACGUGAUGCAUUUCAUCGUUUUGUUGCCAAAGUAGGUGAAGAGCUCAGUGCUGUGUGCCCAGCAAACCGUUUCUCUGCUGUGGCCUGUCCCCACAGUGCCAGCCACAGACUGCGGGGGUCAGCACACCCCUCCCCCGGUCACUGCUGCCUCCCCCUCGGACGACGGGCUCGGCCGGGCGUUCCCACUCGUGGGUUCCGCGUCAGCACUGCCCGAGCUCGAGUCAGCCCAGCUCUCGGGGCCUGUGUCAGCAGCAGGGGCGCUGGUCACCAGUGUCCUCCGACCUCUGUGGUGUGGGCACCCUGUCACCUUGUCCACUCUGUGACUGUGACCACCCUGUGUCACCAUGGGCCAGCAAAGACAUGACACAAGCUCUCCUGGGGUGGUGCUGAACCAACGAGGGCCAGUUCUUUAUGUUUCCAAACAGCCCAGAGAACUUCGGAGUGUCCAAAGGACAUGGUCGAGAAUCUGUUUCUAAAGACCGAGCUUCCGGCGCUGGCAGCCUUUUGACUUCCCAAGCCUGUUUUCCUGGCUACAAAAGGUGCAGACCCUCCUUCCUUCAGGGCCCUGGGCACCUGCGGGGUGGCUCGGGCCCACUUCAGUGAGCACCUUGGCGCUUCCAGUUCAUCGUCUGAUUGGGCAGCUGUGCGGUGGGCAUGCUGCCAGCUGCUUCUCAGAGGAGGAAACUGGCCCCGAGAGGCUGAGCCACUGCCGUGGGCAGGUGGCCAGAGGAUGGCUGAACUGGCCCAGGGGCCCGCCCUGGAGGAGGGGCUGGGCAUCGGACAUUGCUGGUGUCCACUGUGGUCGUAACCAGAGCAGCCCCACCUUUCACCUCCCUCUGGUUUGGAAGCUUCCCUGGGUGGAAGGAAACUCUUCAUGGUUUUCAGUGAUUUGUGCAUUAUACUCCACUCUUCCUGCUUUCAACAAAAAUGGAACAAAAGAAGGUAUUCCAGACCCUUGCCAGUGGAGGUGGGUUGGCUGUGAGUGCAAACUCAGAUUACACGCCAGAGGGAGGGCUCGUUCCUCAGGGAGGCCUCAGAGGCCCAGGGGCCCCCAAGGCCAGCCCCCCACCCAGGUCCCCAGCCGGAGGAGUUGGAGUGCCUGCUGCCACUCUGGCUUUCUCAGUGCGCUUCCGCCUCACAUGCCCCACCCCGGCACCAGGAGAAUUUGUAUCUUUAUAGCGAGUCCUCUUUCCAUCUAAGACUAUUCUUCAAAUUGUUUUUAAUAAAAAGCUGUCUGAUUUUUGUAUGUUUA